This is a messenger RNA of Rattus norvegicus (Norway rat), 5038 nucleotides long. RefSeq names its product integrin subunit alpha 10 (gene Itga10). The transcript is spliced from 30 exons. NCBI's taxonomy places the organism in Eukaryota, Metazoa, Chordata, Mammalia, Rodentia, Muridae. The coding region runs from base 50 to 3553 and encodes 1167 amino acids. Gene Ontology annotation, biological process: cell adhesion; integrin-mediated signaling pathway; cell migration. Gene Ontology annotation, cellular component: integrin alpha10-beta1 complex; integrin complex; membrane. Gene Ontology annotation, molecular function: collagen binding involved in cell-matrix adhesion. The record is from RefSeq and is marked validated.
GAGAGAGACAGAGCGACUCAGCUUUCCGGACAGGACCCGACAAGCAGCCAUGGAGCUUCCCUCCAUCCCUCACCUGUUCUUGCCCCUUGCGUUGCUGACAGGUCUCUGCUCCCCCUUUAAUUUGGAUGAGCAUCACCCACGCCUAUUCACAGGGCCACCAGAGGCUGAAUUUGGAUACAGUGUCUUACAGCAUGUUGGGGGUGGACAGCGAUGGAUGCUGGUGGGCGCCCCCUGGGAUGGGCCUUCAGGUGACCGAAAGGGGGAUGUUUAUCGUUGCUCUAUAGGGGGAUUCCACAGUGCUCCAUGUACCAAAGGCCACCUGGGUGACUAUCAACUGGGAAAUUCCUCUCAGCCUGCUGUGAAUAUGCACCUCGGGAUGUCUCUCCUGGAGACAGAUGCUGAUGGGGGAUUCAUGGCCUGUGCCCCUCUCUGGUCUCGUGCCUGCGGCAGCUCUGUCUUCAGUUCUGGAAUAUGUGCCCAUGUGGAUGCUUCAUUCCGACUUCAGGGGAGCCUGGCACCGACCGCCCAACGUUGUCCUACAUACAUGGAUGUCGUCAUUGUUUUGGAUGGCUCCAAUAGUAUCUAUCCCUGGUCAGAAGUUCAGACUUUCCUUCGGAGGCUGGUAGGAAGACUGUUUAUCGAUCCAGAGCAGAUACAGGUAGGACUGGUACAGUACGGGGAGAACCCUGUGCACGAGUGGUCCCUGGGAGAUUUCCGGACAAAGGAAGAAGUUGUGAGAGCAGCGAGGAACCUCAGUCGGAGGGAGGGGCGAGAAACGAGAACGGCCCAAGCAAUAAUGGUGGCAUGCACAGAAGGGUUCAGUGAGUCCCGGGGCGGCAGACCAGAGGCCGCUAGGCUGCUGGUAGUUGUCACUGAUGGGGAGUCUCACGACGGAGAGGAGCUUCCAGCAGCGCUAAAGGCCUGUGAGGCUGGAAGAGUAACACGUUACGGGAUUGCGGUCCUUGGUCACUAUCUCCGGCGACAGAGAGACCCCAGCUCUUUUCUUCGGGAAAUCAGAGCCAUUGCUAGUGAUCCAGAUGAGCGAUUCUUCUUCAAUGUCACGGAUGAGGCCGCGCUGACGGACAUCGUGGAUGCGCUGGGAGACCGGAUUUUUGGCCUUGAAGGAUCCCGUGGAGAAAAUGAAAGCUCCUUUGGGCUAGAAAUGUCCGAGAUUGGCUUCUCCAUCCACCGGCUACAGGAUGGGAUUCUCUUUGGGAUGGUGGGGGCUUAUGACUGGGGGGGCUCCGUGCUAUGGCUUGAAGAAGGUCGCCGCCUUUUCCCGCCACGAACUGCCCUGGAAGAUGAGUUUCCCCCUGCAUUGCAGAACCACGCAGCCUACCUGGGUUACUCUGUUUCUUCCAUGCUUCUGCCGGGAGGACGCCGGCUCUUUCUCUCAGGGGCACCGAGGUUUAGACAUCGAGGAAAAGUUAUCGCCUUCCAGCUAAAGAAAGAUGGGGUUGUGAAGGUCACCCAGAGCCUCCAGGGGGAUCAGAUCGGCUCAUACUUUGGCAGUGAGCUCUGCCCGUUGGACACAGAUAUGGACGGAAUAACUAAUAUCUUACUUGUGGCGGCUCCCAUGUUCCUGGGUCCCCAGAACAAGGAGACUGGACGCAUUUAUGUGUACGUGGUGGGCCAGCAAAAUUUGCUGAUGCUCCAGGGAACCCUUCAGCCAGACCGCUCCCAGGAUUCUCGGUUUGGCUUUGCUAUGGCUGCUCUUCCUGAUCUGAACCACGACGGUUUCAGUGAUGUAGCAGUGGGGGCACCUCUGGAGGAUGGCCACCAGGGAGCACUGUACCUGUAUCACGGAACCCAAACUGGAAUCAGGCCACAUCCUACCCAGAGGAUUGCUGCUGGCUCCAUGCCACAGGCCCUCCGAUAUUUUGGCCGAAGUGUGGAUGGCCGCCUAGAUCUGGAUGGAGAUGAUCUUGUGGAUGUUGCUGUGGGUGCCCAUGGGGCAGCCAUUCUUUUCAGCUCCCAGCCUAUCAUCCACCUGAUUCCAACCCUGGAUGUGAUGCCUCCGCAUAUCAGCGUGGUUCAGAAGGACUGUAAGCGACGAGGCCAGGAAGCAGCCUGUUUGACGGCAUCCCUUUGCUUCCAAGUAAAGUCUCAAACUCCUGGGCGUUGGGAUCGCAGAUUCCACAUACGGUUCUCAGCAUCACUGGAUGAGUGGACAGCUGGGGCACGUGCAGCAUUCGAUGGCUCUGGCCAGCGGCUGUCCCCAGGGCAGCUCCGGCUCAGUGUUGGGAAUGUCACUUGUGAACAGCUGCACUUCCAUGCACUGGAUACAUCGGAUUACCUCCGGCCAGUGGCCUUGACUGUGACUUUUGCUUUGGACAACACCACGAAGCCAGGGCCUGUGCUGGCUGAGGGAUCCUCUACGUCUAUACGGAAGCUGAUCCCCUUCUCAAAGGACUGUGGCCCUGACAAUGAGUGUAUCACAGACCUGGUGCUUCAAGCUGACAUGGACAUCAGAGGCUCCAGGAAGUCCCCAUUUGUGGUUCAAGGUGGCCGACAGAAAGUGCUGGUGUCGGUGACCCUGGAGAACAAGAAGGAGAAUGCCUACAACACUAGUCUGAGUCUCAGUUUUUCUAGAAACCUCCACCUGGCCAGUCUUACUCCUCAGAGGGCCAAAUCAGUGAAGGUGGAGUGUGCAGUCCCUUCCCCCCACGCCCGGCUCUGCAUCGUGGGGCAUCCGGUCUUCCAGGCUGGGGCCAAGGUGUCCUUCUUGUUAGAGUUUGAAUUUAGCUGCACCUUCCUCCUGAGCCAGGUCUCUGUGAGGCUGACUGCCAGUAGCAGUAGCCUGGAGAGGAACGAGACCCUUCAAGAUAAUACAGCUCAGACCUCUGCCUACAUCCGAUACGAACCUCACCUCAUGUUCUCUAGUGAGUCCACUCUGCAUCGGUAUGAGGUUCAUCCUUACAGGGCUCUCCCAGUGGGCCCCGGCCCUGAAUUCAAAACCACUCUUAGGGUUCAGAACCUUGGUUGCCAUGUGGUCAGUGGUCUCGUUGUCUCAGCCCUCCUUCCAGCUGUAGCCCAUGGGGGUAACUACUUCCUGUCACUAUCUCAAGUCAUCUCUGGCAAUGCAAGCUGCACAGUGCAGAACCUGACUGAUCCCCCAGGAUUCCCUGUGCAUCCAGAGGAGCUUCAGCACACAAGCAGACUGAAUGGCAGUAACACUCGGUGUCAGGCGGUGAGGUGCCAUCUUGGACUGCUGCCUAAGGGGACUGAGAUCUCUGUUGGACUGCUGAGGCUGGUUCACAAUGAAUUCUUCCGGAGGGCCAAGUUUAAGUCUGUGACAGUGGUCAGCACCUUCAAGUUAGGAACUGAGAAGGGCAGUGUCCUCCUACUGAACGAAGCCUCCCAGUGGCGUGAGAGCCACUUGGAGGUGAUUCAGACCCUCCCUACCCUCAUCUCCCUGUGGAUCCUGGUUGGCAGCGUCCUGGGAGGGCUGCUCCUGCUUGCUCUCCUUGUCUUCUGCCUGUGGAAGCUUGGCUUCUUUACCCGCAAGAAAAUCCCCAAAGAAGAACAAAGUGAAGGGAAGUUGGAGCAGUGACUGCGGAAGGCUCAGAAGCCCACUUUGGCAGCCUUUUCAAGAGACUUGUAUCCAAAUGAUGCUUGGAGGCUCAAAGGGGAAAAGAUGCUGCUGGAGAGUGUCUCCUGACCUGCAGCCUCACUUGACUUUUGAGCCAUGGGGAUGCUUCUGGCAAGAGAUGAAGCUUUGCCUUAGAGAAGGGCUGGCACCAAAACACUAGCAUCCCCACCCUAUGCGUCCCUCCUCCUGACCGGUUCCACAGCCAGCAUUGGGUCUUUGUUUUGGGCUCUAUCUUCCCCGUUACCAGGAGUCAAAAGAUUUUGUUCCCGACCCCUUUCAGAUUCCCUUUGUCCUCCCUCAUAGUUCCCCGGAGGAUUGGGGGUGGUGGUGAAAAAAUGUACCCUCUACCGCUGCCCACACACACUCUCUCACCUUCCUGCCUGCUCCCCGCUCCACAGGAGAGGGCUGACGUUGGCUUAAAAGAAGUAAAAGUCAACAUCUGCUACUUUCCCGUGGAGUCCUGUGAUUCAUGGAGUCGAAUGGGGAGAGUCAACAGGAAAAAAGGAGGGAGGAGAAAAAGCCACAAGAGACACUCUGUACAAUUCCAAGGCACAGAGAAGCCUUCAGACAGGCAACUGCCAGCCAGCUGAAACUUGAGACUUCACAGUACUCCCGCCCUCAGGUGCUGGGGAAACCCAGCUGCCCCACCCCCCACCCCCCGCCCCGCCUCGGGCUCUGGGCUCGGGCGUUCCAACCCUCAGCCUUCUCUGGGAGCAAAGCCAGGACUUGAUGCUGAAUUUUCCGGAGCCAGGGGCCCCCAGGUGGUUCAAGCUGGAAUAGCAGGGAAACCCAUUGGCAGUUUUAUCCAUUUACUCUUUGGGGCUUUCUUAACAGAAAGCUUCUCAGUGGUUGGGAAGCCCUUUCAUCCCACCAGGUUUGGAUAACAACAGUCCCAAGAGAUCCAAACAAAGAGGAAUCUGCAUCUGGAAGCCUACGUGGUUGGCAUCAGGUCUCUGGAGAGUAAGCCCUUACUUGCCCAGCAUUGAUUCUAUAAUGGGGAUAUCCUGGGAAAAUCCCUGAUACUCCUGUUGUAUGCAUAGGUUUCUCUGCUGGAGUGAGUUUUUCAGCCCUUGCUUGAUUUCCAUGUUGGAAAUCGCAUGUUAACUCUAAACUCUCUCCCUUUUGUCCUAUGUUUUGGUUCAUGGGCAAUUGAAAUUCUCAUAGUAAUGGGGGAACUUGUAUUUUUAUUGUAAUUAAGACUUUGAAGAGCAGAGACAGUUACUGGUCUCCAUAGUUCAGCUCUGACAGAUGCCCUCUCAGACUGCGAAGAGAGGAAAUCUGAUUGGACAGUUGACCAGUUGCCAGAGAACCGGUCUUCCCAGGCUGUUCUCUGAGUCUGCUUGCAGUGUUUAUUUUGGUGUCUCUGGUCUUCGGCAGAGGCUCCCUCCUGGGGGUUGUCACGGUGAGCAGAUGAUCAGAACAAAUAAAAUCCAGUUAUCAAAUGGC